Xenia sp. Carnegie-2017 is the source of this 956-nucleotide messenger RNA. Its product is annotated as E3 ubiquitin-protein ligase MARCHF11-like. The record is from RefSeq and is a predicted model, not a curated record. Gene Ontology annotation, molecular function: zinc ion binding; ubiquitin-protein transferase activity. The transcript is spliced from 3 exons. Bases 148 to 693 code for a protein of 181 amino acids. NCBI's taxonomy places the organism in Eukaryota, Metazoa, Cnidaria, Anthozoa, Malacalcyonacea, Xeniidae. Gene Ontology annotation, biological process: protein ubiquitination.
AUCUGUUCUCUGUUCAAAUAUGGUCUUCAUUGAAUAAAUUUACGAUAAAUUCCUAUAAAUUUAUAAAAAAAUGAAAAGACAAUGAGCUAUUGAUUAGAUAUGUCAACUGGCUUUUCGUGACUUGGUGUGAAAAAUAAGAAAGAUCACAUGAAGAUGUAUUCUCAAGACGAAAAAGGAGCUGUUGUUAAAGCAGAAAAAGAAAAAAUGUGUCGAAUUUGCUACGGAGCAGAAUCAGUUUGUGACAAACUAAUAUCACCAUGUUUAUGCAGAGGUUCAAUGAUGUAUUCACAUGAAAAGUGUUUAUUGCAAUGGGUAUCUUUAAAAGGAUCAAAAUAUUGUGAACUUUGUCUUUAUAAAAUGGAAAUACACAGUCAAGGAAUGAAACCAUUUUGGAAAUGGCAGAAACCCAAAUCAUGUGAUGCAGUGACGACAUUAUCACUUUUCUACACAACAAUAAUGUUUAUAUUUGUUGCCAUAGUGAUAUGGAUAGCAAGCAAAAGAUGUGCUUCUGAAUUGUGUAUUUCGCUGUACUGUCUGUGUUUUGUGGCAAUAGCCUAUUUUUGUUAUUGUUGUGGCUAUUUGAACUGCAUGAAACCUUACUGUAAAUCCUUCUGGGAUUUAAAUAGACGUUGGGCAGUGGUCAGUCGAAGAACGUCUUUCCAAAUUGAUUCUCGAUUGGAAACAUACGUCUAAAAAUUUACUCAAGUAAUACAUGCAAAAACACUUUUAUAACUUCAUUUCUACUUAACACUACGAAGAUGAAACAUCUUUUGUGUAGCAAAAGUCGUAUGAAAAACUGAAGAUAAAAGAAAGACUUAUUUCUGCUAAAUAAUAAUAUACUGCAUGUAAUACAGAGUAUGUUAAUCAUUUAAAAUUGUUGUGUGUUGUCAAAGUCUGUGCAAUCUUUACAUUACGAUUAUUUUUGAAAGUAGCAAAAAAAUUUUUUCAGGUAUCGC